AUGUCUUUGACGCACAACAGCUACAAAGUCGCCUGGAUAUGCGCCUUGCCGCUGGAGGCAGCAGCGGCCCGCGUCAUGCUGGACAAAACUCACAGUCCCCUGCCGAAACCCUCCACCGAUUCGAAUGCCUACGAGCUUGGCGAACUAAAUGGUCACUAUAUUGUCAUUGCCUGCCUACCAGCUGGUGUAUACGGUACAGUGUCUGCCGCGGCCGUGGUAUCUUGCAUGCAUUCCACCUUUCCUAGUCUUCAAUAUGGACUGAUGGUGGGAAUUGGAGGCGGAGUUCCAGGCAAAAACAAUGACAUUCGACUAGGCGAUGUAGUAGUCAGCAAACCGGUUGGAAAGUACAGCGGAGUGAUACAAUAUGACUAUGGCAAGGCGGUUCAAGGUGGACAAUUCGAGCAAACAGGCACAUUAAACAAACCACCACAGGCUCUUUUGACUCAUAUAAGUCAAUUGCAGGCAAAAAUCAUGACUGGAGACCAGGAAGAUGUUUCAAAAAUAGUGUGGGAAGUCCUCGAGCGAAAUCCUGAGAUGAAAGACAGAUUUGCGCCCCCGGAACAGCAUAUGGACUUUCUUUUCCAUUCAUCCUAUCAUCAUGCCGACAAAGAAGACACCUGUGGAAAGUGUGAUAAAGACAAAUUAGUCAAACGACAACCUCGUGCUACCAGGACACCUUAUAUUCACUACGGGUUAAUUGCAUCAGGAGAUCAGGUGAUGAAAGACUCAGAGACACGAGAUCGUCUAGCACAACAACAUGGGAUUCUCUGCUUUGAGAUGGAGGCAGCAGGCCUUAUGGACGAGCUUCCGACGCUGGCAAUUCGAGGGAUAUGUGACUAUUGCGACUCUCAUAAGCAGAAACAGUGGCAAGGAUAUGCAGCUUUAACUGCAGCUGCUUAUACGAAAUUGCUGUUAUUAGGUAUUCCUAAUAACCGUUCUGAUAUUGACCUGGUUACAAGCAGUAAAAUUCGGCACUGGAUCGUCUCGCUUGCAAGAAAUUUAAAAUUUGUUGGUCGUCAGGAGGAAAUUGUGAAACUAGAAGAAUUAAUCAUGGCGCAAGAUAGGCCCAGGAGGAUCGCAAUCACCGGCUUAGGAGGGGUUGGGAAGACCCAAGUGGCCCUUGAGCUAGCAUACCGUAUACGGGACCGAGAUAAGGAGUGCUCAGUCUUCUGGAUCCCCUGCACCAGCCGUGCAAUGAUUGAACAGAUGUUCCUGCAUAUUGCACAAAAACUCGGCCUUCAUAAUUUGAAUAUGGCAGAGGUUAAAGAGCAGGUUAAGAUAUACCUCAGCUCUGAGCGUGCAGGCAAGUGGCUUCUGAUUUUUGAUAAUGCAGAUGAUGCAGAGAUGUGGUUCGCACCUAGUCAUACAGUCCCACCUCUCGAAGACUUUCUCCCUGAGAGUGAACAAGGUUGUAUUCUGUUCACUACCCGAAACCGAAAGCUCGCCAUGAAGCUGGCGCCGUUUGAAGUUUUUCCAAUCCCAGACGUGGACAAAGAAACCGCACUCAAAAUCCUAGAGAAAACAUUAGCACGCGAGGACUUGCUUAGAGAUACUACCACAACAACUACUCUCCUUGAACAAUUAGCCUUUCUCCCAUUGGCGAUUGUGCAGGCAUCAGCAUAUAUUAUCGAAAACGGUAUCAAGUUAUCGACCUACCUUGAACUUCUCCAAGAGCAGGAACAAGAUGCUGUGGAACUCCUGAGCGAAGACUUCAAGGAUCCAGGACGUUAUAAGGAUAUCCAAAACCCUGUGAUCACUACCUGGUUGAUAUCUGUCGGAACUGAGGCCCACAGAUCAGACCUUACCCCUAUUCUCACUUAUUCGAAUCCCCCGUCGACCUCGCGUCGAUUACCACCCUGCUGCGCCGAUAUACGCACCAAAUCUCUUGCUCGUGAGCUCUUAGCUGAGUCUCAUAAACCUUACGAAUCCACCCGUACGAACCUACGUACGAAACCACCUUCGACCCCGAGUCGAAUACCCCUCUCAGUGCGCCGAUAUACGCACCGAAUAACCGACAAUAUGGCACCCACGGAUUAUACAGAUUUUGAUCCGAAUGGCAAGGACCGCAAGACAAUCGAACCAUGCGUAAUAACACGAACAAAGAUCUACACCGAUCUGNNNNCACCACUCCAGACUACCUCAACCCAUUUUGCCAGCGCUUUCUUCACUACUGAUGAGAAGCCAAAGGGAGAAUUAGGAAAGUUAAUCACUACAGAGUUAGCAAAUCGAGCGACUAUGCACUGUGUCAAAGCCCUGGCAACAAAGGAAGCACAAGAUGGCGACAAUAUAGAGAAUAACGUUGAAGAAACGAUUGAUACAAGCACCUACGUUUCGGCAAGCCGAUACUCCGAAGAAACAUGGCAAGGUAUUCUCAUUGACACCGGCGCUGCAGACUUCUCUACAGCCGGAUACAGUCAAUUCCUCGCAUAUCAGAAAGCUGUCAAGGGAGCUGUAAUAGACACGUCAACCGCAAAUUCAGUAGGGAUCAAAUUUGGCUCAGGCGAUCCUGUACGCUCAAAAGGCUCAGUCGAUGUUGACACACCAAUUGGCCGAGUCCGAUUCCAUAUCCUCGAAACAAUGACACCGUUCCUGCUCUCUAUCAAAGACCUGGACAGACUGAACGUGUAUUACGACAACACCAAAGAUCUUCUCAUUGGCCCAAAAGAGAAUAUGACUACCCAGGUUAUACGAAGAUUUGGCCAUCCAUUCCUUAUAUGGCAGGAGACCUACGAAUCAUGUCUCCUGGAAUCACUUGAUGAGAAUCCCUGCUUCCUCACAGAAGCAGAAUUACGGCGCCUACACCGUCGAUUCGGUCAUCCCUCAACUGACAGAUUCUACCGCGUUAUCGAGCGCGCAGGCCACGACGCUGACCGUGAAGCAAUCGAGCAUAUUCGCAAAUUCUGUCAUCACUGCCAAAUCCAUGGUAAAUCUCCUGGCCGUUUCCGCUUUACGUUGCAAGACGAUAUACAUUUCAACCAUUCAAUUAUUGUUGAUAUUAUGUAUAUUGAUGGUAAACCUGUACUUCAUAUUAUCGACGAAGCAACACGUUUUAACGCCGCACGUUGGCUCCCUAAUAUAUCUUCAAGUGCAACAUGGGAUGCCCUACGUGUUGCCUGGAUUGAUACGUACCUAGGACCACCAGAUCUCAUUGCAACUGACGCUGGAAAGAACUUUGUGAGUAAGGAAUUCUCACAGCUCGCGACAUCUAUUGGCACCACUGUCAAGAGCGUUCCUAUUGAAGCUCAUUGGUCAAUUGGCAUGGUUGAACGCUACCACGCCGUACUACGUCGCGCCUAUACCAUCAUCUCCGACGAAUUGCCAGAUCUACACCCCGAUAUGGCACUACAAAUGGCCGUAAAAUCUGUCAACGAUACUGCCGGCCCCAACGGCCUCGUACCCACGCUUCUCGUAUUUGGUGCCUACCCACGACUUACGCAAAACGACGCACCAGCAAUAUCAGUUGAACAACGUGCUACUGCACUCAAGAAAGCAACUGCUGAGGUACGAAAAUUGUACGCACAACGACAAGUAAGAGAUGCACUCAAUACCCGUAACGGCCCGUCAACUACGGUGAUCCAUUCGCUACCACUCAACUCGAACGUCCUUGUAUUCAGAGAAGGAAAUACUGGCUAUGCUGGAAAAUGGGAAGGCCCAUACAAACUAGUAGAAGUCAAUAACGAGACCUGCACAGUCGCACUUCCAAGUGGCCCAACUCAAUUCCGCUCAACCGUUGUAAAGCCAUACUAUGCCGAGGACAUGCCACCUGAGGAUAUUGCCACUACUCUAGACCAUGAUAACGCACCUGAACCCCCAACACAAGGAAAUGCACUCCUACCGCCAUCGACUGUCAAAAUCCCCUCUCAACGACCGCAGCGCAACCGUCAACCAUCCGCUCGAUACCGAGAUGACGAUUUCGAAGCAUAUAUCAACAAUAAGGAGAUUACUCAACCUCGAGCUAACUUUGACGAGGUAUUGGAACAAACAAGAUUUACUGACUCACGCAAGCAAGAGGUGGAUGGCCUAUUGGAGAGAGGUGUCUUCCACUUCGUGCAUGAGAAUGAAGUUCCCAAAGGUGAACGUAUUUUCAACUCACGAUUUGUGGAUGAGAUGAAGAAUUCUGGCACCGACAAGGCCUUUGAAAAAUCGCGACUUGUUGUGCAGGCUUACAAUGACGAAGGGAAGGACUUCAUAUUGACUGAAUCACCAACUAUACAACGCUGCAGUCAGCGCCUGAUUCUAUGCCUGACUGCCUGUAUGGUUACUCACUCCCUAUGGCUACGAGACGUUGUUCAAGCGUAUAUUCAAUCGCAAACGUAUCUUAACCGUGAUAUCUUCGUACGACCGCCACUAGAACUCGCCAUCCUCCUUUCACCAGGCACACUGUUAAAAGUCGUCAAGCCUCUAUAUGGGAUCCCUGAAUCAGGCAAUCAUUGGUUCAACACCUACCAUAGCCAUCAUACAGAGAAACUACAAAUGGAGACGUCAACCUACGACCCGUGUCUCCUACAUUGUAUUGACCCUAGCAAUGGCUUUGGCAUCGUUGGCAUGCAGACUGAUGAUACUCUUAUCCUCGCCGACAACGCCUUCGCUAACCGCGAAGAGAAGGAAAUUAAGGCUGCCAAGAUACAGUGCAAACCUCGCGAACGACUCUCGCCUACAAACCCGCUGAAAUUCAACGGUGGCCUCAUCUCGGAGACGGCCCAGGGUAUUAUGCUUAGCCAAGAACGAACCUGCAAGCUUAUACAAAUCGUGCAAGAGCAACACGCCGAUAUGACAAGCUCCCGGGGAAAGAUCCGCAAGAACGCAUCACCAAAAGAACAAUACGUAUCUCAACGAGCGCUUGGUGCCUAUAUUGCUUCCUUAACGCAACCGGAAGCCGCAUUUGAUUAUGCCUUCGCAGCACAGAGCACUAAUCCGCAGAAAGAGGAUAUCAAAUACCUCAACAAGCGCCUGCAAUGGCAAAUUGACAACCCAUACCGCGGCUUGAAGUUUGUCAAACUUAACAUCAACACCAUCAAACUAUACGCCUUUGUUGACGCGGCAUUCGCUAAUAAUAAAGACCUCUCGUCACAAAUCGGAUUCGUUAUUGUACUUGCCGACGCCUCGAACAACGCGAAUAUUGUACACUGGUCCUCGGUCAAGUGCAAGCGGAUAACACGUAGCGUACUAGCCUCGGAGCUAUACGCCAUGGUCAACGGCUUUGAUUUCGCUGCCUCUAUCAAAGCAACAGUUACGCAGAUUCUACACCUCGAGAAUCCGCUCCCGCUAGUGAUCUGCACCGAUUCAAAGAGCUUAUAUGACUGCCUUGUGAAACUUGGUACGACACAAGAAAAACGACUCAUGAUCGAUCUCAUGUGUCUCCGCCAGUCAUACGAACGUCAAGAGAUUACGGAAGUCAAAUGGAUAGAUGGCAAUAGCAACCCUGCCGACGCCAUGACAAAGAACAAAGCAUGCAACGCUUUGCAGAUCCUUGUUGAUACGAAUAAGCUACAUAUCACUGUCGACGGCUGGGUAGAAAGGUCUACCACGACACCGCAAAAUCGCGCGAUCAAAGCAAAUUCGGUGGCAUUCGCAAAUCCCCAAUAA
Talaromyces stipitatus ATCC 10500 is the source of this 5586-nucleotide messenger RNA. RefSeq lists its product as uncharacterized. Gene Ontology annotation, biological process: nucleoside metabolic process; DNA integration. The coding region runs from base 1 to 5586 and encodes 1861 amino acids. The transcript is spliced from 4 exons. The record is from RefSeq and is a predicted model, not a curated record. Gene Ontology annotation, molecular function: nucleic acid binding; ADP binding; ATP hydrolysis activity. Lineage: Eukaryota; Fungi; Ascomycota; Eurotiomycetes; Eurotiales; Trichocomaceae.